Messenger RNA from Nicotiana tabacum (common tobacco), 1592 nucleotides. RefSeq lists its product as uncharacterized. NCBI's taxonomy places the organism in Eukaryota, Viridiplantae, Streptophyta, Magnoliopsida, Solanales, Solanaceae. The record is from RefSeq and is a predicted model, not a curated record.
AAACACGUGGUAUAAUAGAUGCAAAGCUCGUAGCACUCUCUGCCAUUAUUGAACUACAAAAUCUACAACAAAAUACAGUAAGGCAGAGAUAUCUCGCCACUUACUCUCAUGGCUCUACUAUCAUCAUCAUCGAAAGGAGUGGUAAUAUCUCUGCCGGUGCUGGUUCUCACCGGCGCCGCCUUUUCCGCAGUACUCCUCUUCUUUCUUUUCUCCUCACCACCACCUCCAGCUCCGUGUAAUUGCCUCGUCACUCCAACAACCACCACUGUCGCCGCCGUUGGUGGAUCCAGAUCCGGCGCCGGAGAGAGGAUCUCGACGACAAUAGAGGAUAUAGAAUGGGUGAAGAAACAGAUCGAGGGAAAUGGACUCCAUAUGGCGGACAAUGUGCUGCGCAAAGGGAUCAACCCUCGUACUCGCCAACAACAGCUCCAGGAUCUACUUCAGUUCAAGGGCAUAUCACACUAUGAAGGAGAACAAGCAAAUAAUCACACUGCCCUUCCUUGUCCUGGUGAACUCCUUGUAGAAGAGCACCAUAGCAAUUAUGGAGAGCCAUGGGCAGGAGGGCGGGAUGUUUUUGAAUUCCUUGCGGAGUCAGCCCAUCUAACUCCAGAUUCCCAAGUUCUUGAGAUUGGAUGUGGGACUCUUCGUGUUGGAUUACAUUUCAUCCGGUAUUUGAACCCAGAACACUUCCACUGUCUCGAGAGAGAUGAACUUUCUUUAAUGGCUGCAUUCAGGUAUGAGCUUCCCGCUCAAGGUUUAUUAAACAAGCGCCCUCUUAUUGUUAGAGGUGAAGACAUGGAUUUCAGUAAAUUUGGAUCCGGAACCAUGUAUGAUUUGAUAUAUGCAAGCGCUGUGUUUCUUCAUAUGCCUGAUAAACUUGUUUGGGUUGGUUUGGAGAGGUUAGCUGGUAAAUUGAAACCUUUAGAAGGUCGAAUCUUUGUGUCACAUAAUAUAAAGUUUUGUUCACGAUUGGGAGGAGAAGAAUGUACAAAGAGGCUGAAGAAUUUAGGGCUGGAGUAUAUUGGCAAGUUUACCCAUGAUAGUUUGCUAUUCAAUCACUAUGAGAUUUGGUUUGGAUUUAGGCGAGUCAGAGCUUGAAUUCGUGUAGAGAGUUGUUUGAAGACCUAAUAUUCUUAUGCCAACAUCUAUCAGGCUGCGCCUGAAAGCACGCUUUCAUCAUGUACAUUCUUUUAUGCAAUGUCUGGCACGAAAUCCAUCUUUGUCGUUUUCUGUGUAAGAGAUGCUUCAGUUUCCUGCUUGGAGGUGGAUCAUCAUUGUCGGAUCCUAACCUUGAAGAAUCGAGUUUUAGCUAUAGCCGCUGACCACGUGAAGAAGAAAUGAUUUGUUGCAGUAAAGCUGACUUAUGAGACGAGGUUAUGAUAUGUUACCAUACCCGAGUUUGUAAUCUUCGCACUAUAUUGAACAUCUAGUUGUAGCAGUUUUUUUUAUCAUCUGCUAUUUGUGCAUUAUUUAAUGACUUAUGUAGCAUGCGCUCUACUUGUUAGUUGUUAGUCUUGCUUCUAGAUUUUGUUUAAUGCAGUUUGGAAUUCUUUUAAUGAAUGAGGUAUAAAUCAUUUCCCCCCUUCAAGUGA